Saccostrea echinata is the source of this 2395-nucleotide messenger RNA. Its product is annotated as heat shock 70 kDa protein 12A-like. The transcript has 5 exons. The coding region runs from base 69 to 1823 and encodes 584 amino acids. Gene Ontology annotation, molecular function: ATP binding; ATP-dependent protein folding chaperone. NCBI's taxonomy places the organism in Eukaryota, Metazoa, Mollusca, Bivalvia, Ostreida, Ostreidae. The record is from RefSeq and is a predicted model, not a curated record.
CUACUAAACUUUGUGAAGCAAAAUAUCUACGCUGUUGUCGUUCAUUUAUAAGGGGAAAGAGAACAAAAAUGGCAUGUGCCCAAGAAGACCGUCUUAUGACAGCGGCCAUAGAUUUUGGCACGACAUAUUCGGGCUACUGCUUUUCAUUUCGGCAUGACUUUGAGACUGAUCCUCUCAAAGUAUCAGCUAAUACGUGGACUGCGGGCACAGCGGGCCUCGUUUCCCUGAAGACCCCCACUACGGUGCUACUAGACGGAGAUGGGGAAUUGGUCGCAUUCGGUUACGAAGCAGAAGAUCGCUACUCCGAGCUUGCAGACGAACAGGAACACGCAGAUUAUUACUAUUUUAGAAGAUUCAAAAUGACGCUGUUCAAUUCAUCCUCUAGGCUGACAAGAGACACGAUGUUGAAGGACAUGACAGGAGGAAAACAGAUGAAAGCCAUAACUGUCUUUGCCCACGCCAUUCGCUAUCUCAAGGAUCAUAUGUUGAAAACUUUAGACCAACGAGGGGCUGGGAUCAAAGCAAGGGACAUCAACUGGGUCCUGACAGUGCCCGCUAUCUGGGACGACCCCUCAAAACAGUUCAUGCGGGAGGCUGCUGAAGAGGCUGGUAUAAAUCGAGUGCAGUUAAUGAUAGCUCUAGAACCUGAGGCAGCUUCUUUGUUUUGUAAAUAUCUCCCUAUAGAGAAGCUACAGGGCGCUGAGGGUGGAAUCAGUGCUUUCAAACCUGGCAGUCGAUACCUUGUUUUAGAUGCUGGUGGUGGUACGGUCGAUAUCACAGUGCACGAGGUUCAAUUCAACGGAACUUUGAAGGAACUGGACAAGGCAAGCGGCGGCGCUUGGGGCGGCACUAGAGUCGACCAGUCAUUUAAAGAAAUGCUGGAGGAGAUAGUGGGGGGAGGGAUGCUAGAAGAAUUUGCAUUGUCGCAUACUGCAGACUAUAUUGACCUGUUCCGAGACUUUGAGACUAAAAAACGUAAUGUUAAAGACGAUGCUCCAGGAAAAAUCACCAUUCGUAUUCCAAUAAGUCUACAAGAGCUGUACGAAGAGCGAUCGGGAGAGGAAAUCAAAAAGAAAAUUCGCCAAACCAAAUACAAAGAUGAUCUAACUUGGGUUGGAGAUCGUCUGCGCAUUAACAAGCCAUGUUUUGUGAACUUGUUUUCGGCAGCCAGUGAUGGCAUGGUAAAUCACGUUAAACAGUUGCUACGAUCGCCCAGAGUUCGAGGCACAAAUAAUAUUCUUAUGGUUGGAGGUUUUUCGGAAUCUCCUUUACUUCAAAAGAGAAUUCGGGAGGAAUUUCCCGAUAGUCGAGUGAUUAUUCCACAAGAGGCUGGUCUAGCUGUCCUUAAAGGUGCUGUUAUAUUUGGUCAUCAACCGGCCACUAUUGCGGCACGUAUCGCAAAAUAUACAUACGGCAUUGAAACGAAUACGACCUUCGAUCGUAGAAAACACCCAGAGUCGAAGAAGAAGAUGGUAGAAGGUAGAGAAAAAUGUAAAGAUGUGUUUGAUAAGCAUGUUUGUACCGGUCAAUUACUGGAAAUAGACGAUGUUCAAAGUGAAAAGAGCUACUGGCCUCUGUAUUCAAAUCAAACGAAAGUGUCGUUACCAGUAUAUACGUCCACAAGAGAAGACCCAGAGUUCGUUGACGAAUCUGGCAGUUCUUAUCUAGGAAAACUUACGGUUGAUCUCCCAAAGUACGGGUCAGAUAAAGAAGUUUCAACAAGUUUCAUUUUUGGCGGAACUGAACUCAAAGUACAGGCUGUCGUGAAAAGCACAGGAGAAGUCACCAGUGCUAAUUUUGAUUUUUUGGAAGGAGAACCGUAAAUAAGAAAUACAUUUUUAAAGGUUAUUUUUCAUGUAAUUUUUCAUCACGUUUUCAAGCAUAAUAACCGUAACAUUAUCAGUAUCAAAAAGACACAGCGUCGCUGAUUGUACGAUUUUCAUUAAUUGCUCCGCCCACAAGAUUGCUGAUCGAUCAAUAUAAAUUCAAGUAAUGUUAGGGAGACAGCAAAUACCGAAAUACUUUCAUAAAUUCAAAUAAUCAUAUAAAUUAUGCUUGUCAUUUAAAUUACUGUCAUGUCAAAUAUGCGCAAAAAUAGAAAAGUACUUUUAAACAACUGAAUUAGGUCUCAUGAUUUUCCCAAAGGAGGAUUUUGUAUUUUUAAUUUUUGUGUUUGUACAUCAUUUUGCGUCUCGUACUUUAUUAUACUGUACACUACGACGAGGGAUGUCCAAAUUGAUACGCAUAAGAUUGAAUGGAAUUGAGUCGAAAAUGUGCCUAAUGCAUUAAAAAAUGGAGUAUACGUACAUGUACAAUUGUUGUAUAGAAAUGUAAAUAGAGGAGAUAUACACUGUCAUAUACACAUGUAAGGAAUAAAUUGAAUAUAACAACCUGA